UAUCAGUCUCUUCAUUGCCCCUUUGUCCCCUCCAGAAUGGGUGCUGGAAGGGCCCCCUGGGUGGUGGCUCUGCUGGUGAACCUCAUGAGGCUGGAUUCCUUCAUGACUGAAGGCAGAGACUCCCCAGAGAAUUUUGUGAUUCAGGCAAAGGCGGACUGUUACUUCACCAAUGGUACAGAAAAGGUUCACUUCCUGGUCAGGUUCAUCUUCAACCUGGAGGAGUAUUUACACUUCGAUAGUGACCUGGGGAUGUUUGUGGCCCUGACGGAGCUGGGGGAACCUGACGCUGACCAGUGGAACAAACGCCUGGAUCUCCUGGAGACGAGCAGAGCCGCUGUGAACAUGGUCUGCAGGCAGAAGUACAAGCUGGGGGCCCCCUUCACCGUGGAGAGAAAUGGCUUCUACCCCGGGGACAUAAGUGUCAGGUGGUUCCGGAAUGGACAGGAGGAGAGGUCUGGAGUCGUGUCCACUGGCCUUGUUAGGAAUGGAGACUGGACCUUCCAGACAACAGUAAUGCUGGAAAUGAUCCCAGAGCUUGGCGACAUCUACAGCUGCCUCGUGGAGCACCCCGGCCUCCUGAGACCUGUUUCUGUGGCGUGGAUGGCUCAGUCUGAAUAUUCCUGGACAAAGAUUCUGAGUGGAGCUGCAGCGUUCCUGCUUGGACUGAUUGUCUUCCUGGUGGGAGUUGUUAUCCAUCUCAAGGCUCAGAAAGCACCUGUGGAGACCCAGCCUGGCCAUGAGGCCUCAAGAGAGCGUCUCCAUUCUCACUCCUAGAUUAAAGCUGCUGAGAAGGCUCAGCCUCCAAGGUGAAGGAAGGGUUCCCACCCUGAGAUUUUGUUGUCUGCACACAUGGUGCCAUCUGACACACAUGGUGCCAUCUGACACACUCUUUUACCCUUUGCGUUUUCUGUGAGUUAGCACCUGAUGCCGACUCGGGGUGGGACUCCGGUCUGAUUAUUUUGGAGUCUGGAGGAGGCCAUGACCUUUUCUGGAGUCACAGUGUAUCUCCUUUUUUUUUCUUUUCAUGAUGUUACAACAAGCAUUGAUGCUAAUUGCCCCAUCUGCUAAUUUACUGGGGAUUGCUACAUUGUGAUAGUUGAUUUCUAGGAUUCUUUAUUUAUAGCAUAUUGUUGGCUCUGCUCAAUGUUAUCUGCAGUAGAAGUUCAAAGCUAAUGGUGGUAAAACUGUUGGCACCUUAAAGUGAGUCUAGCCUGCAUGGUGCCACCGUUGUGUCCACUGCUGCAGGAUUCUGAAACGAAGCACUAAUUUCACUUAAUAGUGACCUUAGUGGAGCAAUGAAUUCACUGGUCUACAAAGUCUUGACACCUGAGUAACAUCUUUUUAAUAAGUUGACAUUUGGGAGUGUUUCUGAUGUAUGCAGAUGGGAAGGCUGUUGUAAAAAUUGCUUGAGUUGUGAGUAAAACUGAGCAUGCUUCAUUCAAUACAGAAUCAUUUUGUCUUCGUAGAAAAUAUUUCUUACUAACCUUUUAUUGUUUGAGAGCUUUGUACAUGAGUACUAUGUGUUUUGAUCAGAUCCACCCCCAUUCACUCCCUUCUAGUUUUUCCUUUCUCCUGUUCACAGUUACCUCCCAACUUCGUAUGCGGUUUUUGCUUUAAUUCACUAAUUCUGCCAGGAUUACAUGGGGGCGGGUCCAUCUGCCAGGGUGGAGGUGGCCUUUCAGGAGCACAUCUUUGAAGAAUAUGGAGUUUCCCUCUGCCUCAGCUGUCAGCUGCUCCUCAGCUAAGGUUGACACUCCACAAAUCCCUCCCGCCCAUGCUGGGAUUUCGGAAUGCUUGAUCUUGGACAUUUAGAAACGUUCUAACUGGCUUUUAGCUUGUUUUGCAAUAAAUUACAGUUUAGUUGGU
This is a messenger RNA of Mus pahari (shrew mouse), 1866 nucleotides long. RefSeq names its product HLA class II histocompatibility antigen, DO beta chain. Gene Ontology annotation, cellular component: MHC class II protein complex; membrane. The record is from RefSeq and is a predicted model, not a curated record. Gene Ontology annotation, molecular function: MHC class II protein complex binding. NCBI's taxonomy places the organism in Eukaryota, Metazoa, Chordata, Mammalia, Rodentia, Muridae. The coding region runs from base 37 to 774 and encodes 245 amino acids. Gene Ontology annotation, biological process: antigen processing and presentation of exogenous peptide antigen via MHC class II; peptide antigen assembly with MHC class II protein complex; immunoglobulin production involved in immunoglobulin-mediated immune response. The transcript is spliced from 7 exons.